AUGAGGUUUGGAAGGAAGGGCAAGCUAAGCCCCCGAUUCAUAGGACCUUUUGAGAUACUUGAGAGGGUUGGGAACCUAGCUUAUCGGUUGGCUCUACCUAUGGAGUUGGAGCGAGUCCAUAAUGUCUUCCACGUAUCUCAGCUUAAGAAGUAUGUCCACGACCCGACACAUGUUCUUCCACCGGAAGUGAUCCCUUUGGACGAUGAUAUGUCUUAUGAAGAAAGGCCACUCAAAAUCUUGGAUUUUAAGACCCGGGAUACGCAUAGGAAGUCGGUGAAGAUGGUGAAGGUUUGGUGGUCACAUCAUGGAGUAGAAGAAGCUACUUGGGAGUUGGAAUCGACCAUGAGGGAGCGUUACCCAGAGUUGUUCUCGGCAGAAGUUGGUAGUGGUGUUUGGUUAGAGUUUGAUAUGCUCAUAUCCGUUGGUAAAAUUUCUCCAGUUCUUGUUCGUAGAAUACCUUCUUCCUUACUUUAA
Ipomoea nil (Japanese morning glory) is the source of this 474-nucleotide messenger RNA. RefSeq lists its product as uncharacterized. NCBI's taxonomy places the organism in Eukaryota, Viridiplantae, Streptophyta, Magnoliopsida, Solanales, Convolvulaceae. The transcript has 2 exons. The coding region runs from base 1 to 474 and encodes 157 amino acids. The record is from RefSeq and is a predicted model, not a curated record.